AUGGGCUCGGAGAACCGACUGUGGGCGCCACUCAACCACAAGCGCUGCUGGGGAUCGGCCGAAGAUCCGGCCGUGGACCCGAGUGGCAACUCGGAGUACCGCCACUUUGUCGCCAACGCGAACAUGCUCUGCUUGCCCAAGAACGCCAGCCCGCACGUGUCAGUUCCUAAGCAGCUGGGCCACCCCGUCAUUUCUGAAGUCUUCCUUGCCUUUGAAGGAAACAAGCCCGGAUCGCAGCUUGUGUUGUGGGGAAGCCGCUACUCGGCGGUUCUGGUCAAGUACUCCCUCAGGCUUGUGGAUGUGUGUUGCAGUCCUUUUGAGGACACGGAGCCUCAGAUCUUCCAUGCGGAGGAGUUGGACUUGCAGAUCAGGGUCAAUGAGCGUCUGGUCCACUUUACCGUCACAUCCCAAUACUCCCAUUACCACACGCCUUCCUUGUCGCACUUUCGUGUUCCCCACGACAAGCUCCGGCGGGAAUGGAAUCGCCAUGUGGACCCUCGCGUCAGGCUCACCUGGCGCCAGCCGAAAACGUAG
This is a messenger RNA of Acanthamoeba castellanii str. Neff, 534 nucleotides long. RefSeq lists its product as uncharacterized. The transcript is spliced from 8 exons. Lineage: Eukaryota; Discosea; Longamoebia; Acanthamoebidae. The record is from RefSeq and is a predicted model, not a curated record. The coding region runs from base 1 to 534 and encodes 177 amino acids.